AUGCCAAAUCUUUAUGCAGUCCUGCGAAGGUUGAGAGACGCCACGCAUGUUGUCAUUCUGUGGAUUGACUGGCUUUGCAUUGACCAGAACAACACAGAGGAGCGAACUCAUCAGGUCGGUAUGAUGCGUGACAUCUACGCUAACAGUACCGAGGUCAUCAUUUGGCUUGGAUCUGGAGGCGAGACUGAUGUCAGCAACCGGCCCAUCAUCGAGUUUUGGGGAGAUGACCGAGACAUUGGGCACAUUAGCAGCCACCUGGAGCGGAUGUAUUCGCAAAAGCAACACGCAUUAUCCUCGGCCCACCGCACAGACAUGUACGGUACAUUUUGCAUCAUCUCGUUGCUGGCUCAGGGUCUCAACGCUUCCAAGAUCUGGUAUCUCAGGAGACUUGAUUAUGCGCCAGCCAUAAUUCAGGGACUUAGCUCUCUCAUGGAGAUGUCCUGGUGGACCAGGAUGUGGGUAGUCCAAGAAACUGUAGUGGCUUCAAGGGCUGUCGUCUAUUACAGCAAUAUUUCGAUGCCAUGGGAGGUCUUCUCUAGAGCAGCUUCUCAAAUAUCGAGACACAGCGUGGAAAUGCUCGGCCCCACUCCCGCGAGGACUUAUGGUCCCACGCUGUCUUGCUUUCACCGACAAAUCAGUGAAAUCGAUGGCACGAGGGCCUCGUGGAGGGCAGUUGAGCCUUCAGCCCUCCUUCCGUUACUGAGGAAAUUUCGGAACAGGGGUGCAAGCGACCGGCGUGACAAGGUGUUCGCCCUCCUCGGACUGGUCAAGUACUGGGGUGGAAGUGAACCUCUUGUACCUGACUACGAUGACAGACUCUCCGUAGUUUUCCUGGGGACGACAAAGCACCUCAUUCGGAGUCACAAGUCUCUUGCAGUCUUGUCAGGGACAAAAACAAGUACGAGGCAUCUAGGCCAGGGUUUCCCAACUUGGUUAACGGAUUGGAGCCAUGUUGCUCCUGCCGGUGAGGCGGACAGAUUAAGCGCCCAGCAUUUAUACAAAGCCGCUGGAGAUGCUAUGAAGGGAAUCAGACUCCAUGGUCAGACACUCUUGGAACUUGGAGGGAAUUGUGUUGAUCGUAUUUCCUUGACGUCCAGCAGUGAUGAGGAUCCAGGAAACAAAUUGCGCAGCAUCAUUGAGUGGUGGUGGAGCAUUAUACCUUGGCCGGCCCACGCCUACUACGAAGAUGGAGUUCCUGGGACAGUAGCGACGGUAAAAGACGCUUCUUGGAGGACUAUAUGCGCCAACCUGAUAUACGUGCCCAACGCGGUGUCAGAUAAGAACAAGUACAGGAGGACAACGCCGGCAGACGCGGUUUUAUUCAACGCUUGGUACACCGACAACGAUUACAACUCGAAAAUUCGAAGAACAUCCAUCGUAGACGGCAUUUACAUCGAAGGCAGGACCGAUGAGGAAGUAAAGGCUGAACAGAGGAGCUUGGCGUUCCAGAGCUCCGUCGAGUGCGCCUCUCGUGGUAGGAGCUUCUUCAUCACUGAGGCGGGCAGGAUGGGACUUGGACCGGAAAAUUGCAAAAAGGGGGAUGAGGCGUACCUACUCAGCGGUAGCCGGGUUCCGAUGAUCCUUCGAGCGUCUGGUAGGGCGAAGAAGUGUAGAGACAAGCUGAUCGAGAGGCUGGUGCUGUCCGCUGAAGAGCAGAACACCAGGAUUGUGGCAGGCCAGCCAGGUGCUGCCGGGACCUUGAAAGACCGCGAAAUGGCUAAGGAGACACGUUGUGGCGAAAAUCAUCUCAAUUAUUUUGCCCUUGUCGGUGAUGCCUAUGUGCAUGGCAUCAUGGAUGGAAACUUGGCCUCUCGGGAUGCUACAACACCCGUUUAUUUGAUAUAG
Diaporthe citri is the source of this 1845-nucleotide messenger RNA. RefSeq lists its product as uncharacterized. The transcript is spliced from 2 exons. Lineage: Eukaryota; Fungi; Ascomycota; Sordariomycetes; Diaporthales; Diaporthaceae. The record is from RefSeq and is a predicted model, not a curated record. Bases 1 to 1845 code for a protein of 614 amino acids.